Messenger RNA from Prorocentrum cordatum, 1154 nucleotides. NCBI's taxonomy places the organism in Eukaryota, Dinophyceae, Prorocentrales, Prorocentraceae. The record is from the annotation of a GenBank genome assembly.
CUCCAGGGGGGGGGGAGGCGGGCGCGCGGCGGCGUGCCCCACAUGGCCGCGCGCGCAGGCCGGGGCGCGCCUCGGCGAUGCCGCACGAGUGCAAUAUCUGCCUCGCGCAGGCCCGGGAGCCCGUGGUGGCGCGGUGCGGCCACCUCUUCUGCUGGGCCUGCCUGCACCGCUGGCUGGACGCGCCGGCCGAGGGCGCGGGCGCCGCCGCCGAGGGGCUCGCGGCCGCCGAGGGCGCGGCGGCGCCGGAGGAGACCACGCCCCUGCGGUUCCGCGGCGCGCCGGGCGCGAGGGGCCAGGACGGCCGCGCGCGGCGCGGUGCCUCGCCGGAGCGGGAGGACAGGCGGCGCUGGUGCCCAGUGUGCAAGGUCGCCGUCAGCCGCCAAACCGUGGUGCCCACUCCCCCCUCCGCCCCGUCUACACCCGCGGGGACGCCCCCGCCCCUGGCGCGGGCGGCGACGCGGCCGCCGCGGACGGCGCGGAGCGCUCCAGCGCGGCGGGCGGCGUGGAGCAGUCCAGUCGUGCCGGCGCGGCCGGCGGGCGAGCGCCCGACGCCGGAGGCGGCGGCCGCCGCUGCCAUGCUGGCGUUCGCGGCGGGGGCGGUGCAGGAGUCGCGGACCUUCGGCGCGUCCGACGGCUACUUCCCGGUUCUCUUCGGCCUGAACUGUCAGGGGUCCGUCCUGUCGGAGGACCUGCCCCCGGAGUCGCGGACCCUGGCGCGGCUGCUGAUCGGCUUGGCGCUCGUGAUCUCGCUGGUUGUCUUCAUGCUGUGAGCUGGAGGUGGGCCGCACAGUCGUGCGGGUGCUCCCCCCAUCGCAGAAGAGCCUCAAAAGGUGAUGAGCAGAAGCCGUCGGAGGUCCGCUCGAUUCUCUCGGGUCGGCGCUGAAGGUCCUCGUCGGCGCCAGGGAAAAGGUGCGGGGAGGGGGUCCAGAGCCGACCCAGGAACUCCGCGCGGACCUCGGACAGUUUCUACCUGCGCGGUACUUCGGUCCUUGUCGGCGUCGUCGUCGUCGUUGUCGCCGUUGUGGUGGUCGUCGCCGUGGUCGUCGCCGUCGUUGUUGUUGUCUCCGUCGUCGUCGCCGUUGUCGUCGUUCUCAUCGUCGUCGUCGUCGUCGACAUGUCAGGACAACGGCGUCGACGACGUCGCCAUGCGUCGC